Molecule: messenger RNA, 2020 nt
Organism: Patella vulgata (common limpet)
Lineage: Eukaryota; Metazoa; Mollusca; Gastropoda; Patellidae
Product: fanconi-associated nuclease 1
Exons: 10
Biological process (GO): interstrand cross-link repair
Cellular component (GO): nucleus
Molecular function (GO): 5'-3' exonuclease activity; 5'-flap endonuclease activity; flap-structured DNA binding
Source: RefSeq, a predicted model, not a curated record
UACACAGAUAGAGAUAGUGUUUUAUUAUAUGAGAAGGCAUUACAACUAGAAGCUGAUUUUAUUUCAUGUAUUGAGAGAUCCAAAUGGGAAGAGGCUUAUCAAUUAUACCUGGUUGUUAAACGAGAAUAUCAUGAUUUACCUGUGGAAAACAUCAGGUAUGAUGCGAAGCUGCCAGACUUUUUACGUCGUUAUACUACGGGUCAUUUAUACGUUAGGAUGCUAAGUCAGGGUAUAGAAAUCUUUCAACGUCGUAAAGAUUACCACAGAGCCAAUGAUCUGAUUCGAUUAUUACUAAAACAAGAUGUCUACUGUUUUGAUUACCAUGGUUACUGGUGGGAACGACUGGCGUUGAAUUUAGACGCUCAUUUGAAAAAUCCUUUUGUGGCUUUAGAGACAGUGAAGGAAGGUUUAGAUGAUGAAAAUGUACGAGUGGGACAUCGCCUAGCAUUAUAUCAGAGAGCGGAAAAAAUCUGCCAAAUAGCAUGUCUUGAACUCAAAUAUAAAUUAACAGACUUUUAUCAUGAUGAAGUUAUAGAGGCCCCCAAGACAACAAUUGAAGGUAGAACUAUACCAUACGCUGUUCCUGGUAUAAAAUACAAGUUUAUGACACAAGAUUCUUAUUCUACUGAUAAACCGGAGGAUGUUACCAUGUGUAAUGUAGAACAGGUCGUUCUAGACUACUAUAAAGAUCAUGAUUAUCCAGAAGGUAUCCAUGCCGAAGGUUCGAUCAUCUCCACAUUAUUUACGUUAUUUUUCUGGGAUAUUUUAUUCAUGGACGUACCAGACGCUUUUCAUAGUUUAUAUCAAACAAACCCGCUUGAUAAGAUGAGUGAAGAAUUUUAUCGUAGACGGAAAGAUGAGAUUGAUGAAAGAUUGCAAUGGCUGGAUAAUAGUUCUAUUGAGGAUUUAGAAGAAAGAAGUAGUGAUACAUGGAAUAAAUAUAAUGAAACAACUUGUGCUGGUAUAAACUGGGAACGAUUACAAUCUCUAGAAUAUAUUCAGGGUUUAAUCCAAUGUAUAGGAGGAAAGUUACUGUGUGGGCUUUUAUCUCGCUAUGCUAAAGAUCCCCGUCAUACACGGAGUGGAUUCCCAGACCUCACUCUCUGGAACACAGAAAAUAAAACAUUUAAGAUUGUUGAAGUAAAAGGACCCGGUGAUAGAUUAUCACAUAAACAGAUUCUAUGGUUGAGUUAUUUAUGUAAAUUAGGCAUAGAUGCAGAAGUCUGUCACGUUAAAGCUGUUGGAGUGAAGAAAUUGAAAGCAAGACCUUUAACUGCAACUUAAAAAUUCAUAUCUAUCCUUGUCAGUUAUUUUUUUACAUUACUUCAGAUGAUAUUGUUAUAAGUGGAAUGCACCUUGAGCAUUAAUUAACUUUAAUGGAUCUGUGCACAAUAUAAGAACUCACUAUUAUUAUUAUUUAAUACCCCCUCCCCCCCCCCCCCCCCCCCCGUCUCUUCUCGUUGAUUAAACAUACAUUAUGCACAAGGUAAAUCUGCCUAUUGCAUGUCUUUCUUUAGGCCUGAAAUGUUAUCUAAAUUAUUGAUUAGACAUUAAUUAACUUAUCCAGACCAUAAUCAACUCUCGAUGUCAUCUUAUGUGUUAGAUUUUCAAUGCUCAAUGCUCAUUGAUGAUUAAAUCUAAAAAUGGAUAAUCGAGACUAUGUUUUUUUAUCCUACCAACUUUAGCAAUGAUGAUCGAGGCUAUGCUUAAAAUUCAAAAGCUAAUAUCUCGGUUCAGAGUGGAACAAAUUGACUGAAAUUUUCAAUAUAUUCUAUUUACAUUAUCUAUUUUUAACUAUUAUAGCAAGAACAGUCAACUCUUUAUCUAAUCUCCCAUAAUGUAUCUUUAAUAGGACCCUAAUGAAGUACCCGCAUUUAAACUUUCAAUACUGUAAAAAGAAAGGAAACAAUUUCAGGGAUUUUGAACAAAUAAUUCUAAUUUCUCAAAAAACUAUUACAGGUGUAUAAAAUAUAUUGUUUGUUAGUGUAUAACGUUACUGUUUAUAUUUCUAUAAAUACUU